UCUUGUAAGUUGAUCCGAGACAAGACGUCGAAUUCUCUGAAUCRACCAGCCAUAGAAUCUUCAGUAGAUCUUAGUAUUUUGUGUAUAUACCCCUAGAGAUUUCAUGCAGAAGCCAUUUCCAGGGUUUUAUCGAAGCUUAAAUAUGAAUACAGAUGAUGUAGAAGAAGCGAAGGCUUAUAUGGCUAGGAAGGAAUUAGUUCAACUGUUUGAGAGCUUAGUGACUGGACUAGUCCACAACCGACCAGAAGAUCCCGUCAGCUUCAUGGAACAAUGUUUACAGCGUGUAAAACAAAAGAAAGAAAUCAAAUGGGACUCGUUCUUAUCGCUAGAUGACGAAAAAGAAGAUAAAAGCGCUCAAACGGACGCCAAAAACUUUGAAAAACUCUUUCAAACUGAACCAGAAUCCAAAUAAUUUUAAGGUUGACGUUACCAUCUUGAAAUCACCAUGACAACGAUAAUCACCAUAGAAACAAACUCAUAAUGAAGACAAGUUCGGUCACAAGGGUUUGUAGGAAUGAAUAAUUUAUUUUUAUCAAAGAAUAUUAUUAAUACAAAAAUAUGGCUUUUUCGAGGCCAGUCACGUGACACAAUUUAAUAAGAUCAGUAUAAUCAUUUUACACAGGACAUAAUGUAUUAUCGUCGGUCACGUGACUAGUCUUAUAAUAUGCAUAUAAAAUAUAGAGCUUUCUAGCAUCACGUGAUGGCAGCCAUGACAGGCGGCAGGAACAACGGACUCUGCUUUAAUCAGAUUUACGUGAGAAUUUCAAUUUCCCAGGGAAAACGUACUCUAUUAUUGUUAUGCCUCCUGUCAUGGCUGCCAUCACGUGAUGGUGCACAGCCUAUUCACAAUUUUAUUCCAAACAUUUCUGGUGCCAUUUUGUAUUUGUGUUUACAAGACGUUUAACAAUUGUUUGAAAAUUACUUUAAAUUAAGAAUUGUACAUGACCGAUUAUAAAAUAUACUAUAUAUAUGAUAAAAAUGAUUCGAAUGAAUAAAUAUGACUUUCAGAGUUA
Actinia tenebrosa (Australian red waratah sea anemone) is the source of this 1013-nucleotide messenger RNA. Its product is annotated as adenylate kinase isoenzyme 5-like. Lineage: Eukaryota; Metazoa; Cnidaria; Anthozoa; Actiniaria; Actiniidae. The record is from RefSeq and is a predicted model, not a curated record.